Molecule: messenger RNA, 2814 nt
Organism: Cannabis sativa
Lineage: Eukaryota; Viridiplantae; Streptophyta; Magnoliopsida; Rosales; Cannabaceae
Product: receptor-like protein EIX2
Exons: 1
Coding region: 1-2814 (937 amino acids)
Molecular function (GO): protein binding
Source: RefSeq, a predicted model, not a curated record
AUGAGUAUUAGUAUUGUAUUGGGAUUUUUGCUCUUGCUUUCCAUAGCUACAAAUGUGAGUAGUAAUAGACCCCAAUGCAUACCCAAAGAGAGAGAGGCUCUCCUAAAGUUUAAGACCACUUUAACUAGUCCUAAAGGUUAUCUCUCCUCUUGGUCUAAUAGUAGCACCACUCAAAAUUGUUGCAAAUGGUUGUUCAUCACUUGUGAUGACCAAACCAACCAUGUUGUUUCCAUUGUUAUUGGUGAAAUUGUCACUACACUCGAUGGCGACAUUGAUUCUUCGUUGGCCGAAUUGCAUCAUUUGAAGGAAUUGUACCUGAUCAACAUGAACAUUAGUCAUAUUCCAAUUUUUAUCGGCUCUUUCAAGGAGCUUACAGAUCUUUAUAUUUGUGGGAAUCCCAUCAUUGGAAUCAUUCCUCCACAGCUUGGAAAUCUCACCAAAUUGGAAAAUCUUUUUCUUCAAAGCACUUCUCAAAUGAUUAUUGACAACCCUAGAUGGCUCUCUCAACUCACUUCUCUCAAGGAACUCCUCUUAAGUAAUUGCCAACUUCUCAAGGUACCUAAUCAUAUUUCAUCAUCAUCUCUUUCCCAUUCAAACUAUUCAUUCACUUCUCUUCAAAAAAUUGACAUUGAUGACAGUUUUAUACAUCCUACAACAAUUACUUGGUUACUAAAUUCUAGUGCUAAACUAUAUCAUUUGGAUUUAUCUUAUAACAACCUUAGUGGAACAUUACAUGAUCUUCUUGGAAAUAUAUCAAGUUCCACCAAGAAUUCCUUAGAGAAUUUAUACUUGAGUUCUAAUCAACUUGGUGGAUUGAUUCUUGAUGACUUUAAAAACACCUUUCCGUCUUUGACUAAUCUUCGUCUUGAUAAUAAUCAGUUGGAAGGUCAUUUUCCUAACCGUUUGAAAAGAUUUCCCAAUCUUAAAAGUCUAGAUAUAAGUCAUAACCAAUUGGUUGGAUUGUUACCUGACCUUUCAUCAUUGCCAAAUUUGGAAAGUUUCGAAGCAUCCAACAAUAAGUUUAGUGGUGCUUCAAGAGAGAGUAUUGGAAAGCUUGAUUCUUUAUAUUUGUUAGAUGUCUCUUCAAAUUCUCUCACUGGGUGUAUGUCUCGUGUGCUUAAUCUGCAAUGUUCGAGCUUAAAGUACUUAAAUUUUUCCUUUAACUCAGACAUAUCAUUGAAAUUCGAUUCCAAAUAUUAUAUCCCCUCAUUUCAAUUGGAAACCAUAAGUUUGGCUUCUUGCAAGUUAGGUCCUAAAUUUCCUAAUUGGCUCCAAACCCAAACAUAUCUCAUACAGCUAGACAUUUCUAAUGCAAGUAUUUCUGGUCCUGUUCCUAAUUGGUUUCCAAAUAUAACUUCCAACUUGAAUUAUUUAAAUAUGUCUCACAACCUUCUUAACAACACCUUGGCCAACUUUCCACUUUCACAAGAAGUUAAUGUAAUAGUUGACUUAAGUUCCAACCAAUUUCAAGGUUCUAUCCCACCUUCUCUUCUUGUUAAUGCAACCUACUUGUAUCUCUCCAAUAACAAGUUCAACGAAUUCAGUUCUUCCCUAUGUGAAGCAAAAGAGCGAGACAGGUCAACACAAUUACUUGACAUCUCGAAUAACAAUUUAUUUGAAAACAUUCCUGAUUGUUGGGAGAAUUUCACACAAUUAGUUGUACUUAAUUUAGGAUACAAUAAGUUGUUUGGAAAUAUCCCUAACUCUAUUAAUAUGAAAAGUAUUAAAACUUUACAAUUAAGGCACAAUAACUUCUCAGGAAAUUUUCCUUCCUCCUUGAAAUAUUGCACUUCACUUCUAGUUCUAGAUUUGGGGAACAAUAGAUUGGAAGGUCCAAUACCAUCAUGGAUUGGAGAAAAAUUAAGCAACUUAGUUUUUCUUAGUUUGAAGUCAAAUAAAUUUGAUGGAAUUAUACCAUUGGGUCUUUGUCAGCUUACUCAAAUACAAAUAUUAGAUUUAUCUUCUAAUGAUUUGUCAGGAGCCAUUCCUUCUUGCAUUAAAAAUUUUACUUCAAUGAUUCGAGUAAAUAAUUCAAGGAUGACCAUUCCGUCAGAUGUGAGAUCUUCUGAUGGUCCAAUGCCAGACAUGAGCAUUUGUAGUCAUUGCAGUUACAAUGAGUAUACAUUUUCUUAUGAGAAUAAUGCAUCAAUCACAUGGAAAGGGGCAGAACAUGAAUAUGUGAGCAUUUUGGGAUUACUAAGAGUUAUUGACUUAUCAAGUAACAAAUUGACUGGAGAAAUUCCUAGUGAAGUUACUCAACUCUCUCAGUUGGGUGCACUAAAUCUAUCAAGGAAUAAUUUGUUUGGAAAAAUUCCUAGAAAGAUUGGGAAACUAACCAACCUACAAGUGCUUGAUUUUUCCUACAAUAAAAUAAAUGGUGAAAUUCCCACAAGCUUAGCUGAAGUAUCUUCUUUAAGUUACUUGGAUCUAUCAAAUAAUCGAUUGACAGGAAGAAUUCCUACUGGUACUCAAUUACAAAGCUUCAAUGCUUCCGCAUAUUCCAUGAACCACGGUCUUUGUGGAAAUCCUCUACCAAGUUCAUGCCCCGGAGAUGAUGAUAAUGAGUCUUUGUAUGUUCUCACUUCCAAUUCAGCUCACGGUGACGAUGGUGGAGAAUGGUUUGACUUGUCGUGGUUUUACAAGGGAAUCGGAGGUGGAUUCAUCAUUGGAUUUUGUGGUGUUUGUGGAAACUUGUUAAUCAAUAAGUCUUGGAGAGCUUCCUAUUUUCGAUUGAUGCAAAAUAUAGGUGACUGGCUUUAUGUGGUGAUCAUCAUUAAAUGGAAUUUCUUGAGGAGAAAGCUUGUUGGGCACUAA